CAAAAAAAGUGAUAACCAUAGUUAAGUUUGAUUCGGCGACACAUAUAAAAACAACAAUAACGAUAACCACAGCACACACCGUACGUUACGCAACUGUAUUCAAUAGAUCUGACAUAAUAUGUACUCUCUCACCUUUCAUUUCAAUUCAACAACCUUCAGUCUUGUCAUAGCAGAAUAACCAGCGACGAUUCAAUGAAAGGCCACGAUUGGAUCAACACGUGUCUCCCCGACGAACUCAUCGUCGAGAUCUUCCGUCGCCUCGAUUCCAAACCAACCCGCGACGCCGCCUCUCUCGUCUGCAACCGCUGGCUCCGCCUCGAACGUCUCACCCGUUCCUCCAUCCGCAUCGGCGCAACCGGCUCACCCGACCUCUUCGUUCAGCUUCUCGCCUCUCGUUUCUUCAACAUCACCGCUGUUCACAUCGACGAACGUCUCUCGAUUUCUCUUCCCGUUCAAUUGGGGCGACGACGUGAGAAUUCAUCGCCAUCUUCGUCGUUGAAAUUGCAUUAUGUUAACAAGAGAAUUGGAUCUUCUUCUUCUUCGGAAGAGAAUGAGUUUGAUUCGUUGUGUUUGUCUGAUAAUGGAUUGAUUGCGUUGGCUGAUGGGUUUCCUAAGCUUGAGAAAUUGAAGUUGAUUUGGUGUUCUAAUGUUACCAGUUUUGGAUUGUCUUCUCUUGCUUCCAAAUGUGCUUCUUUGAAAUCCUUGGAUUUGCAGGGUUGUUACGUUGGAGAUCAAGGCUUAGCUGCUGUUGGACAGCGUUGCAAGCAACUUGAAGAUUUGAAUCUGCGGUUCUGUGAAGGCUUGACUGAUACCGGUUUGGUUGAAUUAGCUUUAGGCGUGGGAAAAUCAUUAAAAUCUCUCGGUGUAGCGGCUUGUGCCAAAAUAACUGACAUAUCAAUGGAAGCUGUAGCAUCACACUGUGGAUCCCUUGAGACUUUGUCUUUGGAUUCCGAGUUUGUACACAAUCAAGGGGUGCUUGCAGUGGCUAAAGGAUGUCCACAUUUGAAAUCUCUAAAGCUGCAGUGUAUUAAUCUUACAGACGAUGCUUUGAAAGCUGUAGGCGUUAGUUGUUUAUCUCUGGAGUUAUUGGCUCUAUAUAGUUUUCAGCGAUUUACUGAUAAGGGUUUGCGUGCUAUUGGAAAUGGAUGUAAGAAGUUAAAGAAUUUGACUUUAAGUGAUUGCUAUUUCCUAAGUGACAAGGGCUUGGAAGCAAUUGCUACUGGGUGCAAGGAACUUACUCAUCUUGAAGUCAAUGGAUGCCACAACAUUGGAACUUUGGGCCUUGAUUCUGUUGGGAAAUCAUGCCUACAUCUCUCUGAGUUAGCAUUGCUUUACUGCCAAAGAAUUGGCGAUCUUGGGCUUCUUCAGGUUGGAAAGGGAUGUCAAUUCUUGCAAGCUCUUCACUUGGUAGAUUGCUCAAGCAUUGGAGAUGAAGCCAUGUGUGGUAUAGCUACUGGAUGCAGGAAUUUAAAGAAGCUUCAUAUCCGUCGCUGUUAUGAGAUUGGCAAUAAGGGGAUUAUUGCUGUUGGUGAAAACUGCAAGUCUCUAACUGAUCUUAGCAUUCGAUUCUGUGAUAGGGUGGGUGAUGGGGCCCUUAUUGCUAUAGCUGAGGGCUGUUCCCUUCAUUAUCUGAAUGUAAGUGGUUGCCACCAAAUUGGAGAUGUUGGACUGAUAGCCAUUGCAAGGGGUUCCCCUCAACUCUGUUAUCUGGAUGUGAGUGUACUGCAGAAUUUGGGCGAUAUGGCUAUGGCUGAGUUGGGAGAAAACUGUUCAUUGCUUAAAGAAAUAGUACUUUCCCACUGCCGUCAAAUAUCAGAUGUUGGUUUAGCCCAUCUUGUAAAAAGUUGCACCAUGUUAGAAUCAUGCCAUAUGGUUUAUUGCUCUAGCAUAACUUCAGCUGGAGUGGCCACUGUGGUUUCUAGUUGUCCCAACAUAAAAAAGGUUCUUGUUGAGAAGUGGAAGGUUAGCAACCGGACCAAGCGCCGGGCAGGCUCUGUCAUUUCCUACUUGUGUGUGGAUCUUUAGACUUCCGUGUGACCUAAUAAUUAUGCAUAUCUUCAUGCGUUUUGCACUAUGGUGUGUGAAUAUAAAUAAACAGAGGUUUUGUUCCCUUCAUCAAUAAAGUAUUUCUGAUACUAUUUUUCAUAUUUUAGCCUCAUGAGCACUCCUGAUACCUUGUCGUAGGAGUUGCAGGAGGAUAGGAACCAAUAGGCUUAUUUAAAAAUGUGUUGUAUUUAUUUAUUUUGCUAUGAAAAAAUGUGUUGUAUUGAUUUGGGGAUAGAUAUAGUGAAGUUAUAUUGAUGUAAUUCAGAAAACUUUGUUCAGAACAAUAAAUAUUUGCUUUGAUUUGGCCAGUC
Messenger RNA from Medicago truncatula (barrel medic), 2357 nucleotides. RefSeq names its product F-box/LRR-repeat protein 4. Gene Ontology annotation, biological process: SCF-dependent proteasomal ubiquitin-dependent protein catabolic process. The record is from RefSeq and is a predicted model, not a curated record. Gene Ontology annotation, cellular component: SCF ubiquitin ligase complex. Gene Ontology annotation, molecular function: protein binding. Bases 193 to 2025 code for a protein of 610 amino acids. NCBI's taxonomy places the organism in Eukaryota, Viridiplantae, Streptophyta, Magnoliopsida, Fabales, Fabaceae. The transcript is spliced from 7 exons.